UAUUAUCCUUGUCAUUGAAGUUAUCAUUUCUUAGGCCACACAUAUAAAUUGUGGCAAUUAUUUUCUCACUUAAUUUGUCACCUUAUAAUAUUUCUAAUUAAUUAAUUGCUUAUAAAUAUACUGAUUGGUUACUUUUUUUGGUCAGUAUAUGCGAGUGGCUGAUCAUUCAACAAAUUUGUUGAUGGCUUUGAAUUUGCGAUCAGCUCAAGUGAAGCCCUUAUUUUUCUCAGAUGCACUCAACUCAGUUAACACCUCCACAAACCUCCCAGGUAACUUUGCAUUGAAGAGAAAAGAGGGUAACACAAGAAUAAAGAGAAGAGUUUAUUGCUCAGCAAGUUCACUACAACCAGCUUGGCCAGGAACAGCUAUACCUGAGCCUAGUGAUUUUAAAACAUGGGAUGGACCAAAACCUAUCUCUGUUUUAGGCUCAACUGGUUCCAUUGGAACUCAGACCCUUAACAUAGUGGCUGAGUUUCCAGAAAGAUUUAGAGUUGUGGGGCUUGCAGCUGGUUCAAAUGUUACUCUUCUUGCUGAUCAGAUAAAGACAUUUAAGCCUCAAUUAGUUGCUCUUAGAGACGAGUCGCGAAUCGAUGAACUCAAAGAGGCUUUGGCUGAUUUAGAAUACAAACCUGAAAUCAUCCCUGGAGAACAAGGUGUCAUUGAGGUUGCUCGUCACCCUGAUGCAGCCACAGUAGUUACAGGAAUAGUUGGUUGUGCAGGACUAAAGCCAACGGUUGCGGCGAUUGAAGCAAGGAAAGACAUAGCAUUGGCAAACAAAGAGACAAUGAUUGCCGGAGGCGCUUUUGUUCUUCCUCUUGCUCACAAGAAUAACAUCAAAAUUCUUCCUGCUGAUUCUGAACAUUCUGCCAUUUUUCAGUGUAUCCAAGGGUUGCCAAAGGGUGCACUUAGGAAAAUCCAACUAACUGGCUCUGGGGGUGCUUUUAGAGAAUGGCCUGCUGAAAAGAUGAAAGACAUUAAAGUUGCUGAUGCAUUAAAGCAUCCAAUCUGGAGUUUGGGAAGAAAGAUAACUGUAGAUUCUGCUACCCUUUUCAAUAAGGGUUUAGAAGUAAUUGAAGCACAUUACUUGUUUGGAGCAGAAUAUGAUGAUAUUGAAAUUGUUAUUCAUCCACAAUCUAUCAUACAUUCAUUGGUUGAAACACAGGAUUCUUCUGUUAUUGCACAGCUGGGGUUACCUGAUAUGCGUUUGCCACUCCUUUACACUCUGUCUUGGCCAGAAAGAGUCUAUUGUUCUGAAAUAACUUGGCCUCGCCUUGAUCUCACCAAGUACGGUUCUCUAACAUUUCAAGCUCCGGACACUAAGAAGUUUCCAUCGGUGAAUCUUUGCUAUGCCGCUGGACGUGCCGGAGGCACCAUGACAGGAGUUAUUAGUGCUGCAAAUGAGAUAGCUGUAGAACUGUUUGUUGAAGAAAAGAUUAGCUAUCUAGAUAUUUUCAAGGUUGUGGAGCUAACAUGUCAGGAACAUCAAAAAGAAUUAGUAACAUCUCCUUCACUUGAAGAAAUUCUUCACUAUGAUCAGUGGGCAAGACAAUAUGCUGCUGGUUUGCAAAAAGCUUUAAGUUUUUGAAUAACAUGUAGCUGUGGUUAAUUGUUGCCAACCACUAGUAUAUUUUGUUAUGUAUUUGUUGCUGUUCAUAAAUUGUAUAAAAUGUAAAGGGUAACAAUAUAUAUGUAUUUAAAAGGGUAAUAAAAGCAUGCUAUCAUAUUUUGAGAUGAUUAUGUCAUCCAAUAUGUAGUGCUUUCACUCCAAGCCAUUUAUAAUUAAUGUUAUAAAUUUCUCUUGAUAAGAGUUGUACGAAA
Cicer arietinum (chickpea) is the source of this 1818-nucleotide messenger RNA. NCBI's taxonomy places the organism in Eukaryota, Viridiplantae, Streptophyta, Magnoliopsida, Fabales, Fabaceae. The record is from RefSeq and is a predicted model, not a curated record.